Amphimedon queenslandica is the source of this 2549-nucleotide messenger RNA. RefSeq names its product cell division cycle protein 27 homolog. Gene Ontology annotation, cellular component: cytoplasm; anaphase-promoting complex. Lineage: Eukaryota; Metazoa; Porifera; Demospongiae; Haplosclerida; Niphatidae. Gene Ontology annotation, molecular function: protein binding. The record is from RefSeq and is a predicted model, not a curated record. Gene Ontology annotation, biological process: cell division; metaphase/anaphase transition of mitotic cell cycle; protein ubiquitination. The transcript is spliced from 15 exons. The coding region runs from base 26 to 2437 and encodes 803 amino acids.
UCUAAUUAAUGCCCACUGAAUCAAGAUGGCCACUUUGGAGUUGGUUAUGGAUGUGUCAGAUCACACAACUAUUUUUAAUUCUGUCAAUUAUUUACUGCAGCAGCAUUGUGUAUCUGAUGCUCUCUUUUUAGCUGAGAUGUUACAUUCAGAAAAAAAGACUUCUGAUAGUGCCUAUACUUUAGCUGUUUGUUUAUAUCGAUUGGGAAGAUUGAAACAAGCCCAGUAUCUUCUUUCUAAUUAUUUAAGUGACUCUCAGUGUGUUCUUCUUUAUGCAAGAUGUUGUUUAGAAUUAAAAGAAUACCAGGAUGGAUUAUUACGACUUAGAGGUUUAUUGUGCAUUGCAGAGAGCAAUGAAAAUUUUAUUGUAGAUAAAUUUAAUAAUGAAGCUGGAGUAGCAUUUUUACUUUUAGGAGAUUUAAACAGAAAAUUGCAUUUGACCGAGGAAGCUUGUGAAGCAUACAAGCAAGCAUUAAACUACAACCCUUUCCUCUGGUCUGCCUUUGAGAGCCUGUGUCAACUGCAGAGAGGUGUUAUAGCAACAGAUGUUUUUGAUAGCAAUCAAGUUCCAAGCUUUCUACACCAGCGACAGCAUUACAAGCAACCUGAUAAUCAAAUGUUAGUCCCUGAUCGACCUCUCGAUAACUUAUCAGGGAAACCUGCUAUUCAAGUGACUACUCCCUCUGAUGCUGGAGGCUAUGUAACACCUGAGUUGUAUGAUAAUUCAGCUCUUGGUAAGGCUAUUGCUUCAUCUACCCCCGCUUUGCAGUGCCUGGCUACUACACUUCAUUUUGACUCUGAGAAGGUCCCUGCUGGACAGGUAUCACCCAGAGCACUCAACUUUACUCCUUCAACAAAUCAACCUACUUCUGAUUAUUGUCUGUCCCUUUCUCAUAAUACCCCUCAUACUAAACUAGCAACUAAACAAGCUAGUAGCCAGGAAAUAGAAGCUGAUGCGCAUUUAUUACCUGUCGCAAAUACGACCGAGUCUCCAGUUGAUGUUAAUUACGAGUUACCUACAUUACAAGAAAUUCCUUCUCAUCAGGUACGUAGAAGUGCAAGGCUUUGUGGAAUUGGAAAGUCGCCCAGCAGUUUAGCAUUCUCAAGACAUCGUCCUGAAAUUAUUCCAUCUCCAUUAACUGUUGCUCGAACCAAAUCCAGGGCAAAGGCUCCAACUGGCAAAAUUCAAAAUCCUUCUGUUAUUGGCAAAAAGCAGAGAGCUAUUAGUACUAACUUGACAAGAAAUGUUUUGAAAAGAUCUCAUAUAUCAUCAUAUGGUGUUGAUGAGAAUAAACCCCAGUCUGAAGAAGUGAAAGAAGAUGAUGAAAAAAUGGAAGAUAACAUCAUACCUGAAGAAGUUGCACCAUUUUCAUGCAAAAAAAUUUUGCUUUUAUUGCAAAGUCUAGGAUCUGCUUACUCGUGUUUAGUAAAUUACAAGGCACAGGAAGCUAUCAAUCUAUUCCAACAGUUGCCAUUGUCUCAUCGUAGCUCACCUAGGGUUUUAAUUUAUUUAGGACAAGCAAUGAUGCUUAAAGAGAAUUUCAUAAAAGCUGCACAAUACUUCAGUGAUGCCCGCUGUCAGAAUCCACACCGUCAUGAAGGCAUGGACUUGUAUGGAUCAGCUUUGUGGCAUCUUCAAAAAGAAAAUGAACUUGUCCUGUUGGCUGAAGAAAUGGAAGAAUCUAACAAAAUUUGCCCUCAAACAUUUUGUGUAUUGUCUUCACUCAUGGAGUACUACAGAGAUCAUGAUGCUGCCAUUCGUUACCUUGAGAGAGCUAUCCAGCUAGACCCUUGUAUACCAUAUUCAUACACACUAUUAGGGCUGGAAUAUACACUGGUGAAGGACUAUGACAAAGCACUUACUUCCUUCCAAGCAGCUACUAACAUUGAUCCUUGUCACUAUAAUGCCUGGUAUGGUUUAUCACACUUAUAUUUCCAGCAAGAGAAAUGGGUAUUAGCUGAAGUCAAUAUUAAAAGAGCAUUGUCACUUAAUGCUUGUAGUUCCAUGGCUUAUACACAGUUGGCAAUGAUACAGCAGAAGCAAGGUCAUCACAGUACUGCUUUAUGUACUAUUGAAAAGGCUGUAAAGUGCAACAGUUCCAACUACUUGCCCAAAUAUCAUAGAGCACUAAUACUAGAAUCUUUAGAGCAAUAUGAUGAAUCUUUGAAACAGCUUAAUGAGUUAUACACAUUUCUGUCAAAGGAGCCAUCUUUCUAUAAAUCUUUGAGCAGGGUUCUGCUAAAGUUAGGACGACCACAAGACUCUGUCCUUCACAUGGCAUGGGCAAUGGAUUACUCACACAGUAGUAGUGGAAUGAUAGCUGGGGUAGCUUUAGUAAAGCCUCAUUCUCAGCAUUUUAUGUUAUUAGAUGAUAUUGAGGGAAUUUCAGACCAGGAUUUUAUUCCUCAUGCGGAAGAUAGCAUACUGUCUGACAAUUGAUUUUAACUAUUAUUUUGAAAAUAAAUGUACAAAAGUGUAAAAUGCAUUAUGGUACAAUAAUAAUAAUAAUUGUAAUUGAGAUGUUAUCAAUCAUAAUUAUCUAACUUAUUAA